ACCUUCGCGGCCUCUGUGGAUGACGGCGAGUGGUUCGAACCGGAAUCCCAAGAUGCCUGGGAAGAUGGCUGGGAUGAUUGGUCUUCAUCGUGCUAUGCCGGACAAUGGAGCGAUGACGACUGGAAUCGUGACUGGUGGGAAGAAGAGACUUCUCAAAACUUCCAAGCUCUAUCUCAACCUCCUUCAGGUUCAGCUGGUGAUGACUCUGCCCUUCGUGAGGCCCAACAGGCUGAACGCAUGGCCGAGAAUCUUGCUACGGAGGCCACUCGUACUUGGUCCGAAGCACAAAAAGCAACACAGCAGCUACGCAAGGACCAAGGAUUCGGUGGUCCGACAUCAUCCAGUAGCGGUCAGCCCAACGGCGGCGGCAACCGCAUGUCCCGUGACUGCCCGGACCGCAGACACCCUUCUCUUCAUGGCGGCAAGUUCAACGGCAAGGGGCAAGUUCCGGAACUACUGGAUGGAAGCGGCUAUCGAACUGUCAACGCCUACAACCAAGAGCUCUUUGCGGGUGCUUUUGAACUGGCUGACCGGUCCACGACUGUGGAGAUUGAUCAAUCAGCGCGUCCAUACUUUCGGUUUGGGAAUGGUUGUUGGGGCAGAGCACUUUGCAGGGUUCAUCUGUCAAGUUCCGUUACGGGUGAGUGCAAGACUUUUUCACUGUACAUGCUUCCCAAUCCUGCUGAGCACUUCCAGGCCGACUUUGACAAGAGCACACUAGUUCCGGUCUUGAUAGGUAUGGAUCACCUUGGACCUCGGGGCGUUGGGAUGAUGAUUGACUUCACCACGGGUCUUGCAAUGAAUGCCAAAGAGUGGAAUCCUUCCAUCUUUCAGCUUGAUACCAACAACAAGGGCCAUUAUGUCUUGGAUGUGGUACAGUAUCUGAUUCAGGGCCGUGUGAAUCAUGAGGGUCAUGCACAUAUAAGGGUUCGGAGAGGUUCCUCCACGUCAAGUCCAGUUGGAGAGCAUUCGUACAUUGAGCUAAACACAGCCUUCUUUGACCUGACAGCGGCUGAUCAUGCAUUCCAUGAGAGUGAGACCCAGACAGCUCGGGAUCGCAUGUGGCGUCUCUAUGAUGCAUCACAAGCUCUACGUGCCCAGCUGUAUCAGCUCAAUCUUCACUGA
Molecule: messenger RNA, 1125 nt
Organism: Symbiodinium pilosum
Lineage: Eukaryota; Dinophyceae; Suessiales; Symbiodiniaceae
Source: the annotation of a GenBank genome assembly